Messenger RNA from Perognathus longimembris pacificus (Pacific pocket mouse), 2651 nucleotides. It is a transcript of the gene Klhl1, whose product is annotated as kelch like family member 1. The transcript has 11 exons. Gene Ontology annotation, molecular function: protein binding. Lineage: Eukaryota; Metazoa; Chordata; Mammalia; Rodentia; Heteromyidae. The coding region runs from base 1 to 2238 and encodes 745 amino acids. The record is from RefSeq and is a predicted model, not a curated record.
AUGUCAGGCUCUGGGAGAAAAGACUUUGACGUGAAGCACAUCCUGCGACUCCGCUGGAAACUCUUCAGCCAUCCUUCGCCAUCCCAGGGCAGCCCAGCGGGGGGCGGCUGCCUCCAACCGGACGGAAGCGGCGGCUUUGAGCACUGGGGACCCAGCCAGAGUCGCCUGCUCAAAAGCCAAGAGAGAGGCAAUGUGAGCGCUUUUUGGAAGAAACCUUCCUCUUCUUCUUCGUCCUCUUCCUCUUCCUCUUCUUCCUUCAAUCCGCUCAAUGGCACCCUACUACCGGUGGCCACAAGGCUGCAGCAAGGGGCUCCUGGGCAGGGCAGCCAGCAGCCAGCCAGGACCCUGUUCUAUGUGGAGUCCCUAGAGGAGGAAGCGGUGCCAGGCAUGGACUUCCCCGGACCCCACGAGGAAGGGCUGGUCCUGCAAGAGCUCAAAGUGGAGCCAGUCAACUCCAGCCAGGCAACAGGUGAAGGAUGUGGACACAGGUUGUCCGCAAAUAGCCAUUCACUGACUCCUCAAAGUGAUUUGGACUCCAGUAGCUCUGAAGAGUUCUAUCAAGCAGUUCAUCAUGCAGAGCAAACAUUUAGGAAGAUGGAAAGUUACUUGAAGCAGCAACAGCUUUGUGAUGUCAUUCUUAUUGUUGGGAACCGGAAGAUCCCUGCACACAGGCUUGUUCUGAGUUCAGUCUCUGACUAUUUUGCGGCCAUGUUUACAAGUGAUGUUUGUGAGGCCAAACAAGAGGAGAUCAAGAUGGAAGGCAUCGACCCAAACGCUCUCUGGGACCUUGUGCAAUUUGCAUAUACAGGCUGCUUGGAAUUGAAAGAAGACACCAUUGAGAACCUUCUGUCUGCAGCAUGCCUCCUCCAGCUUCCACAAGUUGUGGAGGUGUGCUGUCACUUCCUCAUGAAGCUCCUGCACCCUUCUAACUGCUUAGGAAUUCGAGCAUUUGCAGAUGCUCAAGGAUGCAUUGAGUUGAUGAAGGUGGCUCACAGUUACACAAUGGAAAACAUAAUGGAAGUGAUCAGAAACCAAGAGUUUUUACUCCUUCCUGCUGAAGAGCUCCAUAAACUACUGGCCAGUGAUGAUGUCAAUGUUCCUGAUGAAGAGACCAUCUUCCAUGCUUUGAUGAUGUGGGUCAAGUAUGACACGCAGAGGCGAUGCAACGACCUCAGUAUGCUGCUUGCCUUUAUACGAUUGCCAUUGCUCCCUCCGCAGAUAUUGGCUGACUUAGAAAACCAUGCAUUAUUUAAGAAUGAUCUAGAAUGUCAAAAGCUGAUCUUAGAAGCAAUGAAGUACCAUCUCCUGCCAGAAAGAAGAACUUUAAUGCAAAGUCCAAGAACUAAACCCAGAAAAUCUACAGUGGGCACUCUCUAUGCAGUUGGAGGAAUGGAUAAUAAUAAAGGAGCUACAACCAUAGAGAAAUACGACCUCAGAACAAAUCUGUGGAUUCAGGCAGGGAUGAUGAAUGGCAGGAGGCUACAGUUUGGUGUGGCUGUUAUUGAUGAUAAACUCUUUGUAAUUGGAGGUCGAGAUGGCUUAAAGACAUUAAACACUGUGGAAUGCUACAAUCCCAAAACCAAAACCUGGACUGUUUUACCGCCUAUGUCAACGCACAGACAUGGGCUAGGAGUAACAGUACUGGAAGGACCCAUCUAUGCUGUGGGAGGCCAUGAUGGCUGGAGCUAUCUGAACACAGUGGAGAGAUGGGACCCACAGAGUCAGCAGUGGACCUUUGUAGCGAGUAUGGCCAUUGCUAGGAGCACAGUUGGUGUAGCAGCAUUGAAUGGCAAGUUGUAUUCGGUUGGGGGUCGUGAUGGAAGUUCUUGCUUAAGUUCAAUGGAGUACUAUGAUCCUCAUACAAACAAGUGGAACAUGUGUGCACCCAUGUGCAAGAGGAGAGGGGGUGUUGGAGUGGCCACGUGUGAUGGAUUUCUUUAUGCUGUAGGUGGUCACGAUGCUCCUGCUUCAAAUCACUGCUCCAGGCUCCUAGAUUAUGUAGAAAGGUAUGAUCCCAAAACAGACACAUGGACCAUGGUGGCUCCAUUAAGUAUGCCUAGAGAUGCUGUAGGGGUCUGUCUCCUUGGUGAUAGACUAUAUGCAGUUGGUGGCUAUGAUGGGCAGACAUACCUCAACACUAUGGAAUCCUAUGACCCACAAACGAAUGAGUGGACACAGAUGGCUUCCUUGAAUAUUGGGAGAGCAGGUGCCUGCGUGGUAGUCAUCAAACAACCUUGACUUCUUUUCAUUGUAUUUGGAGGGUGUUUAUUUGUCACAAUAGUUAUUUUUAUACCAUUUGGAGAGAAAUAAGAUGUUUCUGAGAUUAAAACUCUUCAUGAGCAAUGAUUUCUGUGGACUUACCUGCUGAUGUCAAAUGCACUAAUGUAUCAAACAGAAUUAUAGGAAAGGAAAAAAAAGAAACAAUGGAACACAAACAUAUGACCACAUGUUAGUUCAGGAAUGGUUAUUGGUAAUUUGUUCUGUAUUACAUUAUAUAACUAAAGUUACCAAAGGCUUGCGUCUCUUGAGUAUUAGAUUAAAGUGGCCACUGCCUAUCACAUGGACAUAAGGACCACUCAUGAAUACCUUAUGGACUUAGGCAAUAUCCAUCUGACUGCCAAAAGUAGAAGCUAAGAUAUUUCAUCUCGGAG